Messenger RNA from Spea bombifrons (plains spadefoot toad), 1127 nucleotides. Its product is annotated as olfactory receptor 1020-like. Gene Ontology annotation, cellular component: membrane. The transcript has a single exon. NCBI's taxonomy places the organism in Eukaryota, Metazoa, Chordata, Amphibia, Anura, Pelobatidae. Gene Ontology annotation, molecular function: olfactory receptor activity; G protein-coupled receptor activity; odorant binding. The coding region runs from base 192 to 1127 and encodes 311 amino acids. The record is from RefSeq and is a predicted model, not a curated record. Gene Ontology annotation, biological process: G protein-coupled receptor signaling pathway; sensory perception of smell.
UAUUCUAUGACACCCUAGACCUGAAGAAGGGCAUUCUAAUGGAGUUCCAUUCUGACCGAGGUCAACCACGAACCCAUGUCCUCUCCUCAAUAGGCAAUUACUAAAGGAAGUGGGGCAGAUUAGGGCAGAUAAGUCUGUCAUGUUGUGGCUGUGACUAAUGGGGUGAUAUUCUACAGUAGGAUCCGAGCUCGAUGGAUCUCUUGAACCAGACCAAGGUGAGAGAGUUUGUAUUUUUUGGACUGACUGAUAAAGAAUCGCUUGUUCCUUUCCUCUUCCUGUUCUUCCUAAUUGUCUACCUGGUCACCAUGGCAGGUAACUUUGGAAUGAUGAGUCUAGUCUACAACACCUCGUUUCUUCACACCCCUAUGUACUACUUCUUGGGUUUCCUCUCCUUGGUGGACCUCCUAUACUCCACGGUGAUCACCCCCAAGAUGCUGUCCGACCUGGUCUCCAAGAGAAAGUCCAUCUCGUUCAACGGUUGCGCCCUUCAACUUUUCUUCUUCGCAGCCUUGGCAGUAACCGAGGCUCUUCUGCUCUCGGGCAUGUCGUACGACCGAUACGUUGCUAUAUGCCACCCUCUGCGAUAUGCCUCCAUAAUGACCGUGAAGAAGUGUCUGUGGCUGGUUCUCCUGUCUUCUGCCCUCGGCUUCCUCCAGUCAUUGGUCCAGACCAGCUGCGUAUUCAGCCUUUGCUUCUGCGGUGGGAACCUGAUCGACCAUUUCUAUUGUGACAUCGGGCCAUUACUAAAGCUCUCCUGUUCCGAAACGGUCUCCUGUGAAAUGGUCACCAUGUUCUUCACGUUGUCUUGCGGCGUAGGCUCACUUAUGACCGUCCUUGUCUCGUACGCUCUCAUUAUCUCCUCGGUCCUUCAGAUGAACUCUGCCGAGGGCAGACAGAAGGCCUUCAACACUUGCUCCUCUCACCUCACGUGCGUUUCCAUCUUCUACGGCACCGUGUUCUUCAUUUACUUGCGCCCUUCUUCCAGCGCGUCUGAUAAAGUAGAUAAGGUGGUGUCCGUCUUCUACUCGGUGGUUACCCCGAUGCUCAAUCCUCUGAUAUACAGCCUGAGGAACCAACAGGUUAAGCAGAUUAUCAUGGACACUUUGCGCAAAAUGGCAUCUCGCUGA